Molecule: messenger RNA, 651 nt
Organism: Gongylonema pulchrum
Lineage: Eukaryota; Metazoa; Nematoda; Chromadorea; Rhabditida; Gongylonematidae
Source: the annotation of a GenBank genome assembly
AUGCUUAGGUUGAAGGACGAUUAUAACCAGUCGAUGGCGGCCAUGGAAAAGUAUCUUUUGCGAUAUUCAAAACCAAAUAAUUAUGCUUUUAUUGGCGAAUUGCAAGGCGGUGAUACGUUUUCGCCAAAGAUGGAUCACUUGGCUUGCUUCAUUGCUGGCACUUUGGCGCUGGGAAGUAUGAAUGGUUUCCCUCCAAGGCAUCUGGAACUUGCAAAAGAUAUCGGAAAAGGAUGUCAGAAAAUGUACCAGACUAAAACUGGCUUGGGUCCUGAAAUCAUUCACUUCAAUACGGAUGCUGGAAAUUCGCGGGAUAUUUCGAUCAAAGCUUUAGAUGCGCACAGUCUGCUACGGCCAGAAGCCAUUGAGGCAUGGUUUUAUCUUUAUCGUGCUACCGGUGAUAAAAUGUACCAGCAUUGGGGAUGGGAAGCAUUCAGUGCUAUCGAAACCUAUGCAAAACUUGACGUUGGUUACUCCUCUGUGAAUAAUGUGAAGCGAUAUCCUGUAACACAUCGAGAUAUGAUGGAAUCGUUCUUUUUGGCGGAAACGCUCAAAUACCUGUACCUCUUGUUCGAUGACGACAAAACGGACAUUCCGCUCGACAAAUAUGUGUUCAAUACGGAAGGCCAUCCUUUGCCAAUUUACGAUCACUGA